AUGACCACUGAGGACUACAAGAAGCUAGCUCCCUAUAACGUCAAGCAAAAAUCGGUGGACUCGGAUGAGGAGGAUGUGCCUUUUACUCCAGCUGAGCACAAAAAGAGGACAGAGGCGGCCAACAGCGUCCUGAGGCGCACCGCCAGCAGGGAACGUGCUUACGUCCUCUCGGCGGCCAAGAAGAGCAACGGCAGCCCAACGCAAGAAUUUCCACCCUUGUUCGCCAAGAGAAUUGAGAUAGAAGAAGAGGAAGGCCAGCAGAGGAGGAGUCCAACUGUGUCUGGCUCAUGCAGGUUUACACUAGAUGACAACAGUGCUAAUGGGCUAAGAAAAACCACCACUGGGUCUUCCUGGAAUGAGCCAAGGACAACAGCCGUGUCUCCCUCCAGCCCUAAACCAGGCAGCAAGAGCCAACCAACCACGUCCUGGGGUGCAACCCCAGAGAGAAUCUCCUCUUCUGCUGAAAUCAGAAACGGUGAAAACAGACCGGCCCUUAAUGGGAAACCCUCAUCUGAAACUGUGUCACAGCGUGGGGAGGGUGACAGAGCUCCGGAGGAGAAGUCUGAGCCGUUCCCAGGGGAUGAACCGGCCCCCAGAGCAACCGUGGUUUCCACGAAUGGAAGUUAUCCUGAACACACAGAAGCCAGCAAUGGGUUUUACCCACCAAAGUAAUCCCACUCUGGUUGCAGGGAUGGACCUGCAGCUGCUGCAGACGAGCCGCCCCGUCGGUACGAGACCUCUCGCUACCUGGAGGAUGCAAAGGCUGAACCUGCAAGGUCAGGGCCUGGUGCUGGUGCUCCCAGUGCCGCUCGCAGAGCGCAGAUCUUGCAGGCUGGUGUCCCUUCUCCUCCUACUGAGAGCGCCCUUGUGCACCUACAGGACACAGAAUAUCCCUUUGAAGGGUCUGUCCUGGGCUACGAGGAGAGCAGCAGCACCCAAGAGAACAGAUACACGAGUCCCGAGGGCCCAGCAUGCAGCAAGCCUUACUGGAACGAAGCGACGGCUUCCCAAGAUUUCAAAGAGGGGAACACCCCUAGAGAAGGGGGGCACGAGAGCACGCAGGCCUCAGCUGGCUACAAACCAGAGCUGAUCCCAGACGGGUUUUCAGACUCAAACCACCAGAGUGAGAAGGGGCAAGACCCUCCUGACCAUGACGUCCACCCAGAGCCUCCCCGGUCGAAGGAACACACUGAACAUGAACCCAGCAUGACUAGGUCCAUGCCAUGCUCCAAGGACAGCACUAGCGGGAGCACGGACGUUAACAAGGGGAUAUUGCCCUGUGUGCAGGGUGAAGAAGUCACUUCAAGAAGGUCCAGCUCUCUGCCUAGAGAAAGCAGCGGCGCUGCUCCAGAGACCCACUGGGCACAGGAGCCUGACCCAUGCCGGGAAAGGAUCACUCCAGCUUAUGAAGAACAAACCCGUCCCACCACAGAGAGGCACCACGAGAGCCCAGGAGACUGGAGACACCAGGAGCCGAACCCCAUGGCAGCCAGGGCUCACUUCAGCUCACAAGAGAGCGCCCAGGAGACCCAGCAUCCCAUGCCACUGUACGUGGACCGCCAGCCUUUUAACGCCAGCGUGCCAGCCCCCAGCCACAGGAUACCAUCCUAUGUGGACAGCCAGGUGUUCAGCACCAGAAGGCCUACCCCGGAUUACGAAGGGAGAGUUUAUGAGGGGAGAGGCAGCCCUAGGAGCAGCAGAUAUGACAGUCCCAGUGCCAGGGGGCACUGUGAAUUUAGCCCCACAGCUGGACGCCACGACUCCCUCCCCAGGGAUACCACCCUGUCCGUUCCCCAGAGAAGCCACAGGGUGCCGUUCUACAUGGACAGCUUGAACUAUAACAGCACCAGGCUUCUCUCGAGUUCGAGCGAGAGGAUCUGCAGCCCGGUGCCCACCUUGCCGCCCCACAGCCCAGUGGCCUCUGGCUACCAGCCCGAUUCCAGCGCUGCCGGAAAAGGGGUCCUCUUCGUGAAGGAGUACGUGAACAGCAGCGAGCUGUCGGCCUCCCCGCGCUACGGCAGCGGCAGCCUUGUGGAUUUGACCGAUGUGGAGCGAGCAGCCUACAGCCACCACAGCUACCUGCCCAGCGCUCCCCUGCAGAGGUCCAGUGAGCCUGUUUGCAGUUACUGCAGCCGUGAGAUCCGAGACUGCCCUAAGAUCAUCGUAGAGCACCUUAACAUCUGCUGCCACGAGUACUGUUUCAGGUGUGGAAUUUGCCACAAAGCGAUGGGAGACUUUCUGGAUAAAAUAUUCAUCCACCGGGACAUUGUCCACUGUGACAAGUGCUACGAGAAACUCUUCUAG
Messenger RNA from Leptosomus discolor (cuckoo roller), 2304 nucleotides. The record is from RefSeq and is a predicted model, not a curated record. NCBI's taxonomy places the organism in Eukaryota, Metazoa, Chordata, Aves, Leptosomiformes, Leptosomidae.